Cutaneotrichosporon oleaginosum is the source of this 907-nucleotide messenger RNA. RefSeq lists its product as uncharacterized. NCBI's taxonomy places the organism in Eukaryota, Fungi, Basidiomycota, Tremellomycetes, Trichosporonales, Trichosporonaceae. The record is from RefSeq and is a predicted model, not a curated record.
CCUAAACCCCAGACUCUCAAAAUUGACCCAUGUUCGAGGAAUCGAUUAAUCCAGCAGCACAUCAUGCGCUGCGUGGGCUUUCGUAAGGUCGAGGAGGACCUUACAGAGCCUCUGGAUCACUUCCCGGAGGCACCCUCAUCGGCUGCAUCUCCUUUCAAGGAUAGUAAUGCCAGCAUGAUGGUCGACAUUGGUGGCGUCGGGGCAGUGAGUUUGAAUGCUGUGCGCAAGGUGGUGGCUCGCGCAUCUCGAAGAAGUACACCUGUUGUGGCAUCACCUUCUGCAGCCAGGGCUCUGCGCUUGCAGAGCACUUCCUCGUUGAACACGGCUACUGGCUGGACGCAGAUCUCUCGACAGCGCACAAGCUCUUCAAGAUCGGUGAUACCCGUGGUGCUGUCGAAGCACUUGAGGGUGCGGCCUACUCUUGGUUCAAGAGCGAGUGGAUUACGGACCUGGUCCGUUAUGUCACAGCUCUCGCCGAGGAGCAUGAGGCUUGUUGGGGCACUCACCGCCUUCCUCACCGACAUGGAUCACGCACCAACCUCCCUGUGCCCCAAUGGAUGACGGAUAAUUGCAUGCCAAGCGACCUCAGCUACAUCGGCAAGACUUUCAAGUUCACUGGUCCCACUCGAACACCCUGCUGCUUCAUGUGCGUCAAGUCACCGCACCUUCCAGGUCUACUCGCAUGAGGAACCCGGCCAUCUACGGUGACAAGACCAUGCACACUCGCUCGCACUUGAUUGCAGAAUUCACAACUGCAUACAAGGUGUUGGAGAACGAGCCUUCACCCAGGAGCAAGAGGCAGUCUUGUUUUAUCAAGGACGACUUUACCACUGUCUGCCCCGACACAGUGUGCGCCAGUUACGCUCAGUCGUUCAACUCACUACUCGGAAAGGCGGAGGCUGGGGAG